Messenger RNA from Myotis davidii, 2565 nucleotides. RefSeq names its product programmed cell death 4 (neoplastic transformation inhibitor) (gene PDCD4). Gene Ontology annotation, cellular component: cytosol; nucleus. NCBI's taxonomy places the organism in Eukaryota, Metazoa, Chordata, Mammalia, Chiroptera, Vespertilionidae. Gene Ontology annotation, biological process: negative regulation of DNA-templated transcription. The record is from RefSeq and is a predicted model, not a curated record. The transcript has 13 exons. The coding region runs from base 496 to 1905 and encodes 469 amino acids.
GCCCGAGGUGUUGUAAAUGUCAUGAUUGGUAUUUAUGCUCUGACCCUUCCUUCACUAUAGGUUUGUUCAGUUCCCCAAUAUCUCAGCAGGCGUCUUCGUGUGAUACUUCCAUUGGAUUUUCUGUUGUAAUAAUAAGAAAAGUAGUUGCCAGGAGUGCAAAAAAGAAGUGACAGCUUGGAUAUUUCCUGUGUGCCCACUUUUGCAUCAUUGUGGCUAAAUACUUUUAGCCGAUUCUUUUAAGCUGCUAAUGAGCUGUAAUUGUAGCCCUGGAAUGAAUACAAAUACGUACAUUCCUAGCUAACGUAUGGACUGAACUUCAAAAAUGGUCAGAGUGGAUUAUCAGCCUUCUCUUUCUGUGGACAGAUCACCUGCCUUAGAAUCUGUUUAAUUGUGUGUAAAGUGGAGUACCUAUCUCAAGAUUUUUCUGAGAGAAAUAGAUCCCAAAGGAAGACUUCCAUUUGGUAAUUUAAUCAGUGCAAGUGAAAUUAAGGAAUAAUGGAUGUAGAAAAUGAGCAGAUACUGAAUGUAAAUUCUACAGAUCCUGAUAACUUAAGUGACUCUCUGUUUUCUGGCGAUGAAGAAAAUGCUGGGACUGAGGAUAUAAAGAAUGAGAUAAAUGGAAAUUGGAUUUCAGCAUCCUCCAUUAAUGAAGCUAAAAUUAAUGCCAAGGCAAAAAGGCGCCUACGGAAAAACUCAUCCCGGGACUCUGGCAGAGGCGAUUCAGUUAGUGAUAAUGGAAGUGAAGCCAUUAGAAGUGGAAUUACUGUACCAACCAGUCCAAAGGGAAGGUUGCUAGAUAGGCGAUCCAGAUCUGGGAAAGGACGGGGACUACCAAAGAAAGGUGGUGCAGGAGGCAAAGGUGUUUGGGGUACACCCGGGCAGGUAUAUGAUGUGGAGGAAGUGGAUGUGAAAGAUCCUAACUAUGACGAUGACCAGGAGAACUGUGUUUAUGAAACUGUAGUUUUGCCUUUGGAUGAAACAGCAUUUGAGAAGACUUUAACACCAAUCAUACAGGAAUAUUUUGAGCAUGGAGAUACGAAUGAAGUUGCGGAAAUGCUAAGAGAUUUAAAUCUUGGUGAAAUGAAAAGUGGAGUACCAGUGUUGGCAGUAUCCUUGGCAUUGGAGGGAAAGGCUAGUCAUAGAGAAAUGACAUCUAAGCUUCUUUCUGACCUCUGUGGAACAGUAAUGAGCACAAAUGAUGUAGAAAAAUCAUUUGAUAAAUUGUUGAAAGAUCUACCUGAAUUAGCGUUGGAUACUCCUAGAGCACCACAGUUGGUGGGCCAAUUUAUUGCAAGAGCUGUUGGAGAUGGAAUUUUAUGUAAUACCUAUAUUGAUAGUUACAGAGGAACUGUAGAUUGUGUACAGGCUAGAGCUGCUCUGGACAAGGCUACUGUGCUCCUGAGUAUGUCUAAAGGUGGAAAGCGCAAAGAUAGUGUGUGGGGCUCUGGCGGUGGGCAGAAGCCUGUUAAUCACCUUGUAAAAGAGAUUGAUAUGCUGCUGAAAGAGUACUUACUCUCUGGAGACAUAUCUGAAGCUGAACAUUGCCUUAAGGACCUGGAAGUACCUCAUUUUCACCAUGAGCUUGUAUAUGAAGCCAUUGUAAUGGUUUUGGAGUCAACUGGAGAAAGUACAUUUAAGAUGAUUUUGGAUUUGUUAAAAUCCCUUUGGAAAUCUUCUACGAUUACUCUAGACCAAAUGAAAAGAGGUUAUGAGAGAAUUUAUAAUGAAAUUCCGGACAUUAAUCUGGAUGUCCCAUAUUCAUACUCCGUGCUUGAGAGAUUUGUAGAAGAAUGUUUUCAGGCUGGAGUAAUUUCCAAACAACUCAGAGAUCUUUGUCCUUCAAGGGGCAGAAAACGUUUUGUAAGUGAAGGAGAUGGAGGUCGUCUUAAACCAGAGAGCUACUGAAUAUAAGAACUCUUGCAGUCUUAGAUGUUAUAAAAAUAUAUAUAUAUCUGAAUUGUAAGAGUUGUUAGCACAGUUUUUUUGUUUGUUUUUAAACACUUGUUUUGGGUACAAGGCAUUUCUGAAAUUUUAUAGACUUAAAUUUAAGGGGAAUUUUUAAAGGAAGUGUUUCUUUUUUUUUUUUUUUUAUUGAUGGUGUAAAGGAGGGACAGAAAAGUAACCACUUCUUAAGUGGAGUGUUCUCAUAAGCUACCUUUUGUAAGUGCCAUGUUUAUGACCUAAUCAUUCCAAGUUUUGCAUUGAUGUCAGAUUGCUAUUCCUUUCUUUCAAGGACAGUGUUUUUGUAGUAAAAUCACUGGUUUAUACAAAGCUUUAUUUAGGGGGUAAAGUUAAGCUGCUAAAACCCCAUUUUGGCUGCUGCUGUUGAAAUACUGUGCUUUGGGAGUAAAAAAAAAAGUUAUUUCUUUGUCUUAAAGAAUUUUAAGAAAAUGAGUUAGUCAGGAGACUUAUUCAUCUUUCCAGGGAACAUAUUGAUUGGUCUUAAAGACUAGACAGUUAAGUAAAUGGUGGCUGGAACUUUAUUUUUCUACAAAACUGGAAAAAUGAACCCGGUUCUAGAAGAAUGUAUGACAAAAUAAAACAUGUGAAACAGUGUUGAUUCUU